This is a messenger RNA of Strongylus vulgaris, 993 nucleotides long. The record is from the annotation of a GenBank genome assembly. NCBI's taxonomy places the organism in Eukaryota, Metazoa, Nematoda, Chromadorea, Rhabditida, Strongylidae.
GCGGGAUGCGAUCAUCGUUUACAUUCUACAAUGACUCGAGACAAAUGUGGCAUUUGCGGAGGAGAUGGAACAACUUGCAGGACUGUCAAGGGUACCUACAAUGAAAGAGGAUCGUUUGGGUAUAAUGCUGUAAUGAAAAUCCCGGCCGGGUCAGCAAACAUAGACAUCCGACAGCAUGGUUAUAACAAUCAGAAGGACGACGACAACUAUCUAUCGUUGCGCGCAUCAAAUGGCGAAUUCCUGCUGAAUGGUCACUAUCAAGUCAGUGUCUUCCGACAACAAAUCCCCAUACAGGAUGUAAUUCUCGAGUAUUCCGGCAGCGACAACGUCGUCGAACGGAUAAAUGGCACUGGACCUAUUAGAAUCGACAUCUAUGUUCAUGUGUUAUCUGUUGGAAACCUGCUACCUCCCGAUAUCAGUUACGAGUACAUGACUGCUGUUGACACGCCAUUAGCUCAGAGCCCAGCCAUCAGCAAUUAUCAUUGGAGACUUGCUGAUCAAUGGAGCGUUUGUGACAGGGUGUGUCAAGGUAAGAAUUUAGCAUCUUUAUACCUUCCGAUGAUCUCAACGAAAGGUGCACUGUUUGACGAUGCAGCUACCGUUCUAUGCUUUUUGCAAUGUGCGAAGUUUUCGAGGCUGAACAAAUUGUUUGUAAGAAGUGAGAGGCAAAGGGCUGCUUUGAUGUUACCGCAAUCUGGGUCGGGCCCAUGUGACUUCUUUUUAUUCUUUAAAGGCACACAAUCUCAAGAAAUCAUCUGCGUCGAUUCCUCCAAUAACCGUCAGGCGAGCGAACGCAUGUGUACUGCUCAACGACCGCAGACCAACACACGAAUGUGCAAUAUAGAAUGCAUUGUGAAAUGGUCGACAGAAGAUGUCUCUCACUGCUCAGCGCAAUGUGGAUCCGGUGAAAAGAAACAACGCGUGUUUUGUGUGAAAGUUGAAGGUAACCGACAGACCAUCACUAGGGAUGAGGAUUGCGAUCGAGCAACGUAA